CAUUCGUGCCUCUGCGUGGUGCUCGGUACACAGCGCGCGGUUUCAUCCAUCCCCCUUGCAACUGCGCUCCACAUUUCCCCCAGUCUUCCUGCGCUCAGACGCGGGGAGUUGGGAGAAAAUAGACAGAGAAAGAGAGAGAGAGAAAGAGGCAGCAGUUUGUGCUUUUGCACCAGACUGAGGCAGGACACCCCGGAGAGAGCGGCAGCCCUGCAGAGAGGCUGCGCGCGGUCCUGUGCUCCAACAACAAGAGUAGUUUCUCUGGGAGGGGAGGAGCCGGAGGAAGGGGGGAGACAGUUGCCUGUUGUCGCGGUUUCUCUCUCCCCUGAGUGGCUGAGGGGUGGCUCUUGUUGACGGGAAACGCACGGCUUGAGAUGAGACCUGAGCGCUGAGUGGAGUAUGCUGCAGACGAUUUACGAGGGCGAGUCAAGUUUCUCCACAACAGAGGGGCGCGUCGGACACCAGCAGCUCCCCAACCAGACCAAGAUGCACAACGUGAACAACUCAGACAAGUCAAAGCCCUUCUGCACUGUAAUGUGGUAGGACCAUCCACCCCAUCCUCCUCAAUCAACCAAGAUAUCAAACCAGACGUGCCAUUGGCUGUGGAGCCCUUAUCACCCUUGGACCUGCGCACAGACCUGAGGAUGCUGGGGCCAGGCUCAGACCCCGGCCUGUGGGAGAGGCAGCUGCAGCAGGAGCUUCUCCUCAUUCAGAAGCAGCAGCAAAUCCAGAAACAGUUACUGAUCAGCGAGUUCCAGAAGCAGCAUGAGAAGUUGACCCGUCAGCACCAGGCCCAGCUCCAGGAGCAUCUCAAGCUUCAGCAGGAGCUGCAGGCCAUGAAGCAGCAGCAGGAACUCGCAGAGAAGGAGCGGCGGCUGGAGCAGCAGCAACAGCAAAGCCAUCAGGAGAAGGAGCAGGAGCGGCACAGGCGAGAGCAGCUCGUCUCCAGCCUGAGCCUGAGGGGCAAGGAGCGAUCCCGAGAGAGUGCAGUGGCCAGUACAGAAGUGAAGCAGAAACUCCAAGAGUUUCUGUUAAGUAAAUCCGCCAAGGAUCCAGUUAUUAAUGGAACUAAUCAUUCUUUUGUCCAUCACCCAAAACUCUGGUACACUUCCUCACACCACACAUCACUGGACCAAAGCUCUCCACCUCUGGGUGGCACAUCCCCGACCUGCCAUUACACUCUGCCGUCACCCAUAGAGAACAAGGAUGACUUCCCCUUGAGGAAGACAGCGUCUGAGCCGAACCUGAAGUUGCGAUCCAGACUGAAGCAGAAGGUGGCAGAGAGGAGAAGCAGCCCGAUGCUAAAGAGACGAGAUGGAAACAUUAUGACCCCUUACAAAAAGAGGGCUCUGGAGCUAAUGGACUCUGCGGCGACCAACAGUGCCCCUGGGUCUGGCCCCAGCUCUCCCAUUGGGGCUUCCAGUGCCUUGGGGACUGAAAAUGGACCCUCCUCACUGCCUACUACUACAAAAACGGAGAGAUGGCCCUCCCAGCCCAGAUUAUUCCGACCUGAAGGCUCCAUGUCCAUGCUCAGCCUGUACACAUCUCCGUCUUUACCCAACAUCUCCUUUGGGCUUUCUAAUGCAUCCUCCUCCAUUAGCGCUGCUAUAGGGUUGAAAGAUAGAUCCACUGAAAUCAAGCACGGGCUGCCAGGGCAUCUGCUGGGCCCUGUGCCCCUUCACACAGCUCUGGAGUCUAAGGUGAGCCCCAGUCACCAGGCUCUCCUCCAACACCUCCUGCAGAAAGAGCAAAUGCGCCAGCAAAAGAUCAUCUCAUCCGGUCAAAGCUCCAUGUCACCCCACCCUCAGUCUCCUCUGGCUAUGAAGGAUCGCCCCUCCAGCAGUAGGCCUAAACUACCAAAACACAGACCUUUGAACAGAACCCAGUCGGCGCCGCUGCCUCAGAACACAUUGGCCCAACUAGUCAUCCAGCAGCAACACCAGCACUUCCUGGAGAAGCAGAAACAGUACCAGCAGCAAGUUCACAUAAAUAAGCUGUUAUCCAAGUCCAUUGAGCAGUUACGUCAGCCCAGUGCACAUCUUCAGGAAUCAGAGGAGGAGCUGGAGGAUCAGCAGCAGCACAGAGAUGAGAUGGAGAGCAUGCAAGAGGACGCGCUGCCCCCUGGAGGAGUCAUCCGGAAGCACACGCUGAGCAGCAGCAGCGGCUCUAGCGGCGAGAUGCCAGACGCUCCCUGUGGGGUCAUCAAGGUCAAGGAGGAGCCCAUUGAUAGCGAGGAUGAAGCUCUGACCAAUCAGCGCUUGGAGUCGGAGCAGAGCACCUAUCUCCACCAGGUCAAAGGAAGACUGGUGAUAAGAGCCAUGAUCUGAAGCAGGGAUGAGCACGAGAUCGUCCACUUUCAGCGUUCACAAACGUGCACAACUACACACGUGCACACAAAGCAGGCGUUGCACAGUAGGCCAGCUCUUUCUGUCGAAACAUGUUAGCUCUUUUCACUCCGCUGUAGACUCACUCAUCCUACACUCUUAAGACUGUUUGUGAUCUUGUGUAGUGGUCUCUGUAAAAUAUGUAAGUUUGACUUGUGUACAUAUGAACGACGUUUAGACCAUUCUUUUUAAGAGCUGCUUCAGUCUUCUCAGGUUUGCUGGUUCUGACAAAAAAGUUGUACAUUUACUGUGGAUUAAGCGACAAAGAGGAUUUUUAGAGGGAAGCUAAAGCAGGUGUUUGGUUUCAAAGAGCCUCCUUAUAUUCCCAUUAUGUACAUUUUUUCCAUAAAAUCUUUGAAUGCUCCUCUACUCAUUUAACGACUGAAAGAUAUAUAUUAGUAAGUCCUUGUAGUGUGUUGAAAAUCCGCACUACAUAUGACGAUGCUCAGCAGGUUAAAGGGUUUCUGAGCGAAACAUCUGCCUCAGAGAGAAUGUAUUCUUAAAUCCUCAGAAAAGGAUCCUCCCACAGGGCAGUCUUAGGAGUGAUAUUACCACUGAAAUAUGGUCCGCUGCUCAUAUUGCAAUUUGAAUGAUAAAGCACAAAAUCCCUCCUUGGGUGUGCAGGCAUCUCCCAACACAUCUCCCAGCCUCCGUGUCUCUGUCUGUAAGCGGUCCCAGAGCCAGAGCCCUGAGUUCAGCUGAGCUCUCCUCCCUCUGGGUCCAAAUCAAAGCUCCACAGAGUUCCUGCCCAGCUUUCAGCAGAAGAGCCAGACUGAGCGAAAAGAGAGAGAAGGAGAGAAGGUCGGGCAGGAAAUGCCUUUUAGAAGCCAGGAGUUGGAGUGAUUCAUGUGCGCAGGAAUGUUGAGAGAGGAGGACGUAGGGCUGGAGGAGUCCAAGGGGCCAGGCUUGAGAAUUGAUUUACUGUCAAGGCGAAUUACAAAGUGAGUGGGGAUAUGGUUAAGGGAGUCCUUUUUAAAGGGAAUCGCUUCCUUCGUAUUCCCUAGUGGCAUGCUUACCUCAACAUGCAGGUUUGAUGUUACUUAAAAAAAGGAAAAAACCUAGACCUUACUUCUACAUUUUAUUAAUUUUUUUUUUCUUUUUUGGUGAUUUUGGUUUUUUUUUUCCCCAGGAAGUGCCCAUGGCGACAUGUAUAGUCUGUCUGCAAGAGAUCAAUCAAAUGUAUUGCAUAGUUGUAAACCUUCCUGUUUCAUUUGUGGUGUCAAUUCAAUGUAAAAAAAAAAAGAAAAAAGAGGUUAAUGUAAGGUUUUGUGUAUGCAUUCAUGUGAAAAGCUAAAUUGUUUGUCUUAUACUGUACAGUCAAAUCGUCCAGUUCUAGUGUUUUUAGUGUAAGUAAACACAAUCAGAACAAUGUGAGUCUUGUUCUCUUGCCCCUUUGAUUUGGUUGUAAUGAGAACCCCUUUGCUGCCAGUGGGGGGUGGAGGUGGGGGGAUUGGGGGGGUGGUGGUUGUGGUUUGUUCAUAGCAGUUUGCUUUUUCUUCUCUUUGUUGCCUUGCGUGAUAAAAAUCUCCUUUUUUUUAUAAAAAAGAAAAAAAAAAGAAAACAACAACAACAAAAAAAUAAAGUUAAAUUACCUCCGAUGUUCCUGCACCUUUGAUUGUGUUUUCCCGUCUUCUUCCAUUUGCAAUAAAGAAGAAAAGCUAUUUCUCCCGACGUUUAAACGAGCUUGUAAAAAUUCUUCUUUUUAGGUCAAAAGUUGCCUUUCUUGAUCAUUUUAAAUAAACGUUUCAAAUGAA
Oryzias melastigma (Indian medaka) is the source of this 4135-nucleotide messenger RNA. It is a transcript of the gene hdac9b, whose product is annotated as histone deacetylase 9b. Gene Ontology annotation, molecular function: histone deacetylase activity. The transcript is spliced from 12 exons. Lineage: Eukaryota; Metazoa; Chordata; Actinopteri; Beloniformes; Adrianichthyidae. Gene Ontology annotation, cellular component: histone deacetylase complex. Bases 642 to 2324 code for a protein of 560 amino acids. Gene Ontology annotation, biological process: chromatin organization. The record is from RefSeq and is a predicted model, not a curated record.